AUGGGCACCCGGCAGACCAAGGGCAGCCUGGCGGAGCGAGCCAGCCCCGGCGCGGCGCCCGGCCCCCGCCGCGAACGGCCGGACUUCUGGGCGUCGCUGCUGCUGCGCGCCGGGGACAAGGCGGGGCGCGCGGGCGCCGGCGCGGGGCUGCCCCCCUACCAUCGGCGCGUCGGCAUGGUCCAGGAGCUGCUGCGGAUGGUGCGCCAGGGCCGGCGGGAGGAGGCGGGGACGCUGCUGCAGCACCUGCGCCAGGACCUGGGCAUGGAGUCGACCUCACUGGACGACGUGCUGUACCGCUACGCCAGCUUCCGGAACCUGGUGGACCCCAUCACGCACGACCUCAUCAUCAGCCUGGCGCGCUACAUCCACUGCCCCAAGCCGGAAGGUGACGCACUGGGCGCCAUGGAGAAGCUGUGUCGCCAGCUGACCUACCACCUCAGCCCCCACUCCCAGUGGAGGAGGCACCGGGGGCUGGCGAAGAGGAAGCCACAGGCGUGCCUCAAGGCUGUCCUGGCCAGCAGCCCUCCAGACAACACGGUGGACCUGUCGGGCAUCCCGCUGAGCUCCCGCGACCUGGAGCGCGUGAGCAGCUACCUGCAGCGCUGCGGGGAGCAGGUGGACAGCGUGGAGCUGGGCUUCACGGGCCUCACCGACGACAUGGCCCUGCAGUUGCUGCCCGCCCUCAGCGCCCUGCCCCGCCUCACCACGCUGGCGCUCAACGGCAACCGGCUGACCCGGGCCCUGCUGCGUGACCUCACCGACGCCCUCAAGGACCCCAGCAAGUUCCCCCACGUCACGUGGAUCGACCUGGGCAACAACGUGGACAUCUUCUCGCUGCCCCAGCCCUUCCUGCUCAGCCUGCGCAAGCGCUCCCCGAAGCAGGGCCACCUGCCCACCAUCCUAGAGCUGGGUGAGGGCCCAGGCGCUGGGGAAGAGGCCCGGGAGGGGACUCCUGCCGCAGACCACGUGGAGGGCAAGGAGGCCGCGGCUCAGACGUGAGACAGCAGAGGGGUCUUGCCACCUUCGCCCUGGCGGGGCACGGAAGGCAGGCUGUAGCAUCUGGGAGAGGGGGAAUUCAUGUAAUAACAUCGUUGGUUCUCCCUUUUCAGUCCCAUUACCUGCCUUGCGGCUGGGGAGGUCCCAGGCACCCACCCUUCCGGCUCAGCCCUCAGCCACCCCCAAGCAGACUCAGGGCCGGGCUGUGGCUCAGAGAUGCUAGGAGCUAGAGCCUGCUCCAUCUGGCCCAGGGACCUUUCCAGUUCUGCAUGUCCCCUGGGGGAGCCAAUGCCAGCCAGAUGCUGACCACGUCCCUCCCACCCCACCUCCCUGAGGAGGGCUACAAUCUUUAGCUUGCAGAAUGAGGGAGAAGGCGGGGCCCACCCCUCAACAGUGACACACACGGUGCAGUCCCCAGGCUUCCACAUGGACACCUGUGGCUCCGGGCCUUUCUCCCAGCAUCCCUUCCCCAAAUCAGCCACACCUUGAGCACAUUCCCAGCAGUCAGAGAAGGCUAAUAACCUGGGACCAGGUUAUUGGAGCCUCCCUGGAACCCAACUCAGCAAACGUCAUUUGCCCUACAGCAGCCCCCCCCACCCACCCAAAUCCCUUCUAAACAGGCCAAGCCCUGGGACCCAGGUCAGGGGGCCGGAAGCCAGUUGUCAUCAGGCCACAGACCAGCAGUACAGGUUCUCAGAGGGUGUGUGGAGAGGACUCACAGGCAGAGAGCAGAAUGUUAAAGGCGUGUUGCAGCCAAGUCAGGACUGGAUUGGAACCAGCUGUGUAGAUGCCUUAAAUGCUUUGGAAUUUUUGCCCUCAGUCUAAAGUGGCUAAGAGGGGGAGAGCAGCCUAGGCUGACCCAAAGUUUACAAGCUUGAGUGCUAAUAACUGGACUGUUAAUACCUGAUAGCAGUAAUCAGAUCUAACUUUUUCUUCAAAUACACAUUUUUAAGAACCAGCAACAAAGACCACCCUUUAUUAUGGCAUUGGUUAAUGGUGACUUCAUUUUAAAGAGUUUUAAGAAAAAUAUAAUCACAGUCAGUUUAUCAAAGUAAAUUUAUUGAAAGUGCAGAAGGCAGUCCUGUUGGGCAGCUCAAGGAGCAAUACCAGCCAGUCUGCUGGCCUCACACACCACACACCUGAGUCAUUAGGCGUGCAGAUCUCCACUGCUGGCGGCAGCCAGUCCUUGGGCUCAACAUCCUCCCGGGACAGCCUGCAGAGAGAAUGACAUUUCAGUCCCCUUCCUGCUCCGGCAACCAACAGCCACUCCCAACACGGAAGGUAUCUUCAGAAGACCUUGGGCUCACCACCACACAAUCUGCCGGUAAUUCCAGCUAUUUUUGGGUGAUUUCAUCAUUGAUAUCCUUUUCCUGAACCGUUUUCAACUAGCUGUUCAUUCCCUCAUUCUGCCAGUAAGCAGGGUCAACACUGUGCGUACUCACCUCUCGCUCGGAGCAGAAGCCACUGCCAGCCCCGAGUUCCGCGCCGCAAAGCCUGGGAGGAGAGAAGGCACGCGCUCAGAACAAGACAGCACAGAGCCCGUGGCAGAUCCGCUGACCUGCUGCUCUGGGGACCUGUCCCCUCCACCGAGUUCCAUCCUCUUCCCAAACCCGAGGUUUUCUUUUCCCGGAUGAGGACAGCUGACGGAAGUCCCCCUUCCUGGCUCUGGGCCCCACACUGCCCCAGCCUUCUGGAUUUCACCCAAUCAAACAACGAGCAUCACAAGUAGCACGAACCACGAACGGCUCGGCAGAUACACUCACCGCGUGACGGUGGUGGGGGGUGGGGCUGCAGCUCCAGUCCUCCGCGGCUUGCUGGUGCUGUAGCGUGGAACCUGCGUGAACACGCCGCUACGUUAGGUCACAGGCCAGCCCGGGCUCGGCCCUGGCCAGCGGCAGACUUGGGGACUGCAGUCAGCCAGGAGCAUCCUCGUCAGUUGUCGCUUCUGACGGCACUUCCUAAGAGUGACCUCAUCACAGCAGUCCCCGGGGCUGCCCCGGCCGAGCCCUAACUGCCUUAGGGACCCAUCAGACCCCACUUAGGCAAGAUCCCCGCUGCCCA
Messenger RNA from Lepus europaeus (European hare), 3057 nucleotides. It is a transcript of the gene LRRC75A, whose product is annotated as leucine rich repeat containing 75A. The record is from RefSeq and is a predicted model, not a curated record. Lineage: Eukaryota; Metazoa; Chordata; Mammalia; Lagomorpha; Leporidae. The transcript is spliced from 4 exons. The coding region runs from base 1 to 999 and encodes 332 amino acids.